AUGAAUGAUUCUUGCUCUUCUGUUGAUUCUGCUUUUCGGAGAAAAGUUUGGGGUAUUGAUUGUUUGCCGAAAAUUAAGUUCUUUUUGUGGAAAAUUUUUACGCAUAUGCUUCCGGUUAACUCUUUACUUCAUAUUUAUAACCCGAAUGUGGAUGUGACAUGUCCUCUUUGUCAUUCUCAUGAAGAAACUGUUAUGCAUUUGUUUAUUAACUGCCAUGUUGUCUCUCAUAUUUGGUUUGGGCUUUCUUUACAACACCUUACUUUGAUUGAUUUGGAGUGGAUUGAUGAUAUUUUUCUAUAUUGGCAUGAUUCUGCUCUUGGAAUUUCUCCCUUUAAAGUUUCUUGGCCUAGUGUUGGUGUUGUUGUUAUGUGGUGUGUUUGGAAGUUGAGGUGUGAUGUUCUCUUCAGAAAUGUCUCCAUUGAUUUGGAAAGGGUCAUUAUGGAUAUCAAGAGAAUGAUUAGUUCCUAUAUCACUCCUCAGUUACGCUCUUCUGGUAUUAGUCGUGAUGUUAAGAUCCCAAUUUCUGAAGUGGAUCAUUUUAUGUUUGUUGAUGGAUCGUAUAAAGAUUUUAAAAUGGGUGUUGGUGUUAUCUGGUGUGAUGUAGCAGGAAAUGUAAGAAGUUCACGCUCGGAUUUUGGGUUGAUUCCAGAUGUAGUAGGUGCUGAAGUUUCUGCUCUAAUUUUGGCGAUCUCUUGGGCAGAAGAGAUGAAUCUUCCCAAAGUUGUUUUUGUUAGUGAUUGUCUCCAACUGGUGAAUUUUGUGAAUGGAGACAGUUCUAAUGUGGAGUGGAGAAGUGUGGAUCUUCUUGAACAUUGUCAGAGUUUACUUUCCAGUUCUUUGUCUUUUAAAAUUAUGUAUAUUAAGCAGGAAGGACAACUUGAAUGUUGUCUAUAA
Molecule: messenger RNA, 894 nt
Organism: Papaver somniferum (opium poppy)
Lineage: Eukaryota; Viridiplantae; Streptophyta; Magnoliopsida; Ranunculales; Papaveraceae
Exons: 2
Coding region: 1-894 (297 amino acids)
Molecular function (GO): nucleic acid binding; RNA-DNA hybrid ribonuclease activity
Source: RefSeq, a predicted model, not a curated record